Neogale vison (American mink) is the source of this 880-nucleotide messenger RNA. RefSeq names its product NADH:ubiquinone oxidoreductase core subunit S7 (gene NDUFS7). NCBI's taxonomy places the organism in Eukaryota, Metazoa, Chordata, Mammalia, Carnivora, Mustelidae. Gene Ontology annotation, biological process: electron transport coupled proton transport; aerobic respiration; mitochondrial respiratory chain complex I assembly. Gene Ontology annotation, molecular function: 4 iron, 4 sulfur cluster binding; NADH dehydrogenase (ubiquinone) activity; quinone binding. The coding region runs from base 141 to 791 and encodes 216 amino acids. The transcript has 8 exons. The record is from RefSeq and is a predicted model, not a curated record.
GGACCGUCCGCGGAGGCGGAACGUGCUGGCGCCCGGGCCCGGCUUCCGCGCAGCAGCCGAGCCGCUUUGGCAGGCGGCCCCGGGGACCCGGAGCGCCGGCGCGGACGGACCGCAGAGGUUGUUUGAAGGCCGCGGCGGACAUGGCGGCUCUGGCGGCUCCCCGCCUGCUCCGCCCGAUCCUGGCUCUGCGCUCCAGUGUGGGCGUGGCUACGCAGGUGCGUGGGGUCCACUCGAGUGUGGCCGCUGACAGCCCCAGCAGCACCCAGCCCGCUGCAUCCACGGCUAGAGCUGUGCUCCCCAAAUCUGCCGCCCUUCCCAGCAGCCGCGGCGAGUACGUGGUGGCCAAGCUCGAUGACCUGGUCAACUGGGCCCGCCGGAGCUCCCUGUGGCCCAUGACCUUCGGCCUGGCCUGCUGUGCGGUGGAGAUGAUGCACAUGGCCGCGCCGCGCUACGACAUGGACCGCUUCGGCGUGGUCUUCCGCGCCAGCCCACGCCAGUCCGACGUGAUGAUUGUGGCCGGCACGCUCACCAACAAGAUGGCCCCCGCGCUCCGCAAGGUGUACGACCAGAUGCCCGAGCCGCGCUACGUCGUGUCCAUGGGGAGCUGUGCCAACGGAGGAGGCUACUACCACUACUCAUACUCCGUGGUGAGGGGCUGUGACCGCAUCGUGCCCGUGGACAUCUACGUCCCAGGCUGCCCGCCCACGGCCGAGGCGCUGCUGUACGGCAUCCUGCAGCUGCAGAGGAAGAUCAAGCGAGAGAAGAAGCUGAGGAUUUGGUACCGCAGGUAGCGCGGCCCGGCCCUGGCCCCGCUCCGGCUCCCGUGGCUCCUGCCGCCUAUCCCCCCAACCCCGCUCUGGUCAAUAAACAGACAGAACUC